CACACCUCCGUUAGCACAUACACUCCCCUCCCACUAAGAGCAACAACAAAUUCCUCACACACAUAUAGAAACAUAGAAUGGCCGCCGAAUACUCUAAAGUGAUGGGGAACGCCAUCACCGACACAACUCUGGGAGCCAUGCCGGAGUACGCCGGAAAGACCAUCACCCAGAACGACAGAGCCACCGUCGCCGCUCUUCACCUCAAACGCGCCACCCAAGACCAGAACUCCUCCCUCGUUCGGCAAUACACGGAGCAGCUAAAGAAGGAACUAGCAGCUGCAGGCCUGGGUGCCGCACCCUCCACUGUGUGCGUCAUUCACAAUCUCACCGGAGACACGGUGACCUUUGCGAUCAGCCAUGUGUGGGAUAAGCCCGCUGUGCCUCCCGUCCUCAAAGACAUUGAGAACGGGCAGACGCUUGUGUUCAUGAACAAAGAAACCCACGGAACUGCUGUCGUGUAUCGCGGCAAGAACUCGGCUAGAGAGGAGUGUGACUGGAUGCUGUCCUGGUCUAACCUCAACUGGGACGGCAAAUCUGUUAACAAGGUUUAUACUGAAAUUAAUGCUGCUCAUCACUAUGAUACUGCUAAUGUUUGGGAUGCAAUUAGCAAACAGUUGGACGUGUCUGGCCCCAAAAGUACCGCCGCAUGGAAUGGCUGCGUAUCUAAAGUGACGAUUGAUAGCGGUGCCCCUACCCCUACCUUCAAUGCAUAUCUCACGUUGGCUGAGAAGGCAUAAUGCAAACUGUGCAAGUAUGAGUGUCAACCUAAAAUAUCUAUAAUGAAAUAAUCCCUAUAUAUAUAUAUAUGGAAGUUCAUGAAAUAAAUAUGCGGGGAUAAUAAAUUUGUGUUAAUGCAUGGAUCAAUCGUAUACGUAUCGAUCUUGAAUGGUUUUGUUGACCGGUCGUUGUAUCGACAUAAACUUUUGUAUUCAGAAUAUCUAUAUAUAAAAA
Molecule: messenger RNA, 951 nt
Organism: Malania oleifera
Lineage: Eukaryota; Viridiplantae; Streptophyta; Magnoliopsida; Santalales; Ximeniaceae
Product: jasmonate-induced protein homolog
Exons: 2
Coding region: 78-737 (219 amino acids)
Source: RefSeq, a predicted model, not a curated record